Molecule: messenger RNA, 318 nt
Organism: Cooperia oncophora
Lineage: Eukaryota; Metazoa; Nematoda; Chromadorea; Rhabditida; Trichostrongylidae
Source: the annotation of a GenBank genome assembly
AUGAGCCCUCAAACGAAAAAAGUUCACCGACACAUGCUACUGAUGCUCAUUCUACAGACUGUGUGUCCGGCAUUGCUGCUCAACGGACCCCUUUGCACAAUGUAUCUGCUUGUUUUCACCGGGGCCGAUAGCCCACCUGUUUUGAGCUACAUUAUGGGCUUACUGAUGUCUUCUUUUACGAUAUUCUCUCCGGCAAUAGUUCUGAUGUUUAUGAAAGACUAUAGAAAUUAUAUCCUCAUUACACUACGCCUCAGGAAACCUAGUCAGAUCAGGAAAGUGACUGUUAGCGAUGGAAAGAUCGGCUCGAUGAAAGCAUAA